AUGGGUCGCGAGGAGCAGAUCGAAGAGCGCGAGGUCCUCGAGUCCAUCUUCCCAGAAGAAAUCACCGACAUAUCCGAGACCGAGUUCAGAAUAUCCAUCACCCUAGACGUCCUCGAACGAGAAGGGGAAGAAGCGCCCCAGUUCUUGCUCCAAGUCCGCUACCCCCAAGACUACCCCGACUCGGCGCCCCAUCUCGACAUCAUCGCCCUCCCCAAUGCACCUCCGCACCCCGACUUCAGCGUCGCCGACGACCGCGACCAGCUCCUAGAGAGCGUCGCAGAGACUGCCCAGGAGAGCCUCGGCAUGGCAAUGGUCUUUACGCUCGUCUCCGCCCUCAAGGAAUCCGCCGAGCAGCUCGUCCAGGACAGGAGAGAUGCCGCCGCCCAGGUACAGGAAGAGGCUCUCCUGGCCGCCGAGCGGGAGGAGAACAAAAAGUUCCAUGGCACGCCCGUCACGCCCGAAACCUUUCUCAAAUGGCGCGAGGACUUCUUGAAGGAGAUUGAGGAAAAGGAGCGGAGGGAGGAGGAGGAGAGGCUGGCCGAGCUGAAAAAGGCAAAGGUCAAGGAGCCGGUCAAGCUGACGGGCAGGCAGCUCUGGGAGCGCGGCCUGGCCGGCAAGGGAGACGAGGGCGACGAGGACGAUGGUGUGCCGACCGAGGCCUUGGAAAGGUUACAGGUGGAGGCAUCGUGA
Molecule: messenger RNA, 690 nt
Organism: Hirsutella rhossiliensis
Lineage: Eukaryota; Fungi; Ascomycota; Sordariomycetes; Hypocreales; Ophiocordycipitaceae
Product: RWD domain-containing protein
Exons: 2
Coding region: 1-690 (229 amino acids)
Biological process (GO): cytoplasmic translation
Molecular function (GO): protein binding
Source: RefSeq, a predicted model, not a curated record